GUUACUGAUACUUCGGCGCUUUUAUUUUGGAAUUGAGCCUCAAAUUCAAUUAUUUUGGACCAGGCCGGAAGUCCAAUUCCAUUCGCGCAUCCCUGUGCCGAUGCAAAGGAGGAAACCCGCGCUACCACCGGCGUUCCAAAAUCCGUCUCCAAAGCCAAGUUCAUCCGUCAAAGUUUCCGCAAAGCCUUUCCCUUGACCCACACUCAGAGUUCGGAUAUUACUGACCUAGCAGUGGGAAGGCUCUCCCGUUCUUUCGUCGUCUGUGAAGUUGUCUGGUUUAGUUCCAGACGUGUCAACAAUGACAGGUAUUCUUCCUGCUUGUUCUCAUUUGGCAGCUCUGCAACAUGGUUGUUGCAGCCAUUCUUACGCUAUAGUUCAUGGCUAUACAAGUAAUAGUCUGCAAUUCCCUCAUUGGCAUGGUGCAAAGUGUGGGAAGAUCCAUACUGCACGGCAAGUGUUCGAUAAAAUGCAUGAGAGGGAUGUAAUCUCUUGGAAUGCAAUGAUAGAUGCUUAUGGGGUUCACGGGCUCGGAAAGGAUGCAGUUUCACUUUUCCAAAAUUUGCAGCAGGUUGAAGAAGGCAUGAAACCUGAUUACGUGACAUUCAUUUGUCUAUUAUCUGUUUGCAGCCAUUCAGGACUCGUUGCGGAUUGGGAAAAUGGUUUGGUUCCAUGACCCGAGAUUUUGAGAUCUCCCAAGGAUGGAUCACUAUGUAUGCAUGACCAAUUUGCUAAGCCGGGCUGGGCAUUUUGAAGAGGUUUACAAGUUCAUUCAAGAUAUGCCAUUCAAACCCGAUGUUCGUGUGUGAGGAGCCGCAUUGGCUGCCUGCAGGAUACACAAGAAUAUUGAACUUGGAGAAGCAGCGUCAAAGGAAAUAGCUGUUAGGGCCAGAAUCUACAGGGAACUUUGUUCUUCUAUCCAAUAUGUACAGCACCAUUGGCAGAUGGGAUGAUGCAGCACAAGUGAGACUCGCGCAGAAGGAAAUGGGAUUUGCUAAAAGUGUCCUGGUUGCAGUUGGAUCGAGGUUGGUGGGAUUAUUCAUGCAUUUGUUGGUCGUGGGGAUAGGUCUCAUCCACAAUCAGAAGAGAUAAACAAGAAACUGGAUGAAAUGCAAGUGGAGAUGAAGAGGCUGGGAUACCGUGCUGAAUCGAGCAAUGUUUUCCAUGAUGUUGAAGAGGAAGAAAUGGAUAAUAAGAUACAGUCAGGGAUGCUAGUCGAUUCCAUCAUUUCAAAGAUGGAAAUUGCAACUGCGGAGAUUUCUGGUAAAUGACAGCAGUUAUUGCAAUUUGUUACUACCCAUAUAGUGUUUCCUUCUUCCAAGCACUACCCGUUAAAGCUAAUCAAUGCACAUUACUCUAUAAAUUCAAAACCAAAAGUGAACGGAAACCACUACAGAACAGUUGACACACCAAUCCUUGAGGCUCAAUAGCACUGGGUAGUGGUUACCACUUCAGUUUUACUUUUGAUUGCAGCUAAGCACCUGCGGUCAGUUUCAGGGAGUAUCGCUGCUCAUCCCCGUCGUCGCCCUCGAUCACCUGCUGGAUCAAAAGGAUUUGAAGAAGGAGAUAGAGAAGCCAACUCUGUCUCGGACACUCUUUAGUACGCUUCUAUGUAUCUUUUAUUUGAGUAGGACUGUGGGGACAAGACUCUUUUGUCGAUAUGCAGAGAUAUGGUAAGAUCUCAACACAGGAGAAAAGUACCCAUUUCUCCUAAAUCGAUAUCAGCCAGCCACACAGCUGGGCCUGCCCUGCUCUUCCCAUUUACGUAUUCUUGUUGGUGGCAGAGCGGAAGUGGGGAGUAUACUAUACCCUCUAUCAUUAGCAUAUAGUUGGUACGGCCACGGCAAGAAACCAGAGGAUGCGGCAUUUGCAAACGUUGCUGUUGCUGUUGGUAUUCUGGUUGGUGGUCAAUCAUGGAGUUGCUGUUGUUCAUUCUGCUGCUAGAGGGGAACAGAAAAAGGAACAGAACUACGAGAAGCUGCAGUCAGCUGUGGGAGAUCCUGGGAUGUCAAGAGAUGGACUUAGAGUGGCGUUCGAAGCUUGGAACUUCUGCAAUGAAGUUGGCCGACAAGAAGACGAAGAUCCUGUAAUGGGAAGCCCUAGAGCUGCUGAUUGCUUCGAUUUCACCCCUGCGCCAGAUCAACCACCCACUUCCAACGACAGCUACAGAUCAACAAACAGGGGAGUGGUGGAGCACAAGGUAACAGAAGCCGAUAACAAGCUUGGAACAGGAGACCCUUUUCCAGGAUUACCCCAAGAAGCUCUCAACAAUCCAGAUCUUUACGCUGUGCAGAAGGAGCUCUACCUUGGCUCGUUAUGCCAGGUGGUCUCCAAUAACAACAAGCCAUGGCACUUCUGGAUGAUUAUGCUGAAAAAUGGCAACUAUGACACCAAUUCCGGGUUAUGCCCAGAGAAUGGGAAGAAGGGGGCUCCUUUCAAGCCAGGGAGAUUCCCUUGCUUUGGAACUGAUUGCAUGAACCAACCCACUCUUGGUCAUCAGCCCACUCAGGUUGAUUUUGAUGGUUGGCUCAGGGGAAGGUUCAAUGGCACCUACGAUUAUUACAAUGGGACUGGUGAUGGAUCAAUUUCCAGGUAUGAGGUUGUUUGGGAGAAGAGAGUAGGGGUCGGGAGUUGGGUUUUUCACCAUAAGCUCAAGACUUCAAAGAAGUAUCCAUGGCUGAUGCUGUACCUUCGAGCUGAUGCUACUUCGGGGUUCUCUGGUGGGUAUCACUAUGAGACCAGAGGCAUGCUCCAUACUCUGCCAGAGUCUCCAAACUUCAAGGUGAAGCUGACACUGGACAUCAAACAAGGUGGAGGUCCCAAGAGCCAGUUCUACCUGAUCGACAUCGGCAGCUGCUGGAAGAACGACGGAUCUCCUUGCGAUGGAAAUCUGCUCACUGACGUGACACGAUACUCGGAGAUGAUCAUCAACCCAGAAAUAGAGCCAUGGUGUAACCCAAGCAACCCAUACCUUUGCCCUCCUUUCCACAUUACCCCGAACGACACCAAGCUGUACCGAAACGACACCGCCAACUUCCCCUAUGGUGCCUAUCACUUGUACUGCGGUCCAGGAAAUGCCAAGUUCCUCGAGGAACCCUUCAGCAUGUGUGAUCCUUACAGCAACCCACACUCUCAAGAGCUGGUUCAAUUGCUACCUCAUCCUGUUUGGGGAAGCUAUGGCUACCCUACCAAGCCAGGGGAUGGAUGGGUCGGAGAUUCAAGGAGCUGGGAGCUUGAUGUUGGGGGUGUGGCUAGUCGCCUCUACUUUUACCAGGACCCAGGCACUCCACCAGCAAGAAGAAUCUGGACGUCCAUUGACGUUGGGACAGAGAUCUAUGUGAGUGAUCACGACGAGGUUGCAGAGUGGACUCUAAGCGACUUUGACGUCAUCCUCACUGGGCAAGUUGGAGAUGGAGCAAUGGGUGGUGAAGCAGGGAUGAUGACUCAUACCUUGUGAGAAAGGGAAUUUGCCACCAAAAAUUAUACACGUGGUCUCUGGACAAGUCAUUAUAAUGACCUUAAGAGUAACGGUCACUAGUUACAAAGUCUUCUCAUAAUUGAUGGCAAUUGGUGUACUGUAGAAGUUUAGGGCCAAUAAAAUUGUGGGACGGGUGGCAAGAGUUGAUCGGAAGCAAGCAUCAGAUAAAAGCACUGAAGACACUUUUUUCAGGUCUCGUUUUCAACUGAAAACAAGUAAUCGACUUAUAUCUCAUCCGUUUUCUUGCUCAAGUCCGCUAACAAUUACCAUAGGAAUGAUUGGCGUCCAUUGUGAGAUAGUUUGAGUAGGAAAAGAUCUUUCGAUUUUGUUGUCGUCCUUAGGACUCGGAGUAGACCCGACUAAGGCACCCCAUGAUCACUUGCUUGUUAUCGAUAUAGAUUCCAUCAGUGCCUCUCACGACUGAAAUACUAUCAUGACUGGAUGUAGUGGCAACAAAAAGAUGAAUAUGGUGAGUGAUUGUGGCAUUGAAACCCUCCUCAAUUCACCUAUAAGUGAUCGGGGGACCUGCGCUCAACCGUUGAGGCACCAAAAGGUGGACAUGAGAGAAAAACUUGUUCAACGGAAAUAUGAGAGCCAAAAAUAUGACGAUAUUUGACAAAAAACUUGUUCGUGUUUUUAAAACUUACAAAACGUAACGAUCUUGCCAUUGAUUAAUGAAUUGUUAGCCAUAUAAUAGGCAAUGAGAGAUUCUAAGAUUUCAAGGGUUGUGCCAAUAUAGAAUACAAAUCCCGCCAUCCUUCCAACUUUACAUCAUCUCAUAUGAGAACUGCCCAUAUGGCGAGCCUCCUGCUCCAUAUCCAACUUACGGCAAUGUGACAAGGGCAUUUUGCACCCACUACCAUUAGUCAAUUAUUAUUAGGUUUUGCAGAUGGGAGUUAGGUACAAAACUCUUACCAUAUAUAGACGUCAUAUGGCUAUUGCCUGUAACGCACUUCUUUCCAAAGCUGUCACUUAAACAAAUUUACGGUAUCCCAUAGUAAGAGAUCUCUUCCUUUGAUUCCCUUAACGGCUCAUUCUCCUCACUCAAAUCACAUGCAAAAAAAAAAAGUUCUGAUCACCUGCCUACCUUAGUAAUUAGUUUACCUUAUUUACAGAACCUCUCAACGGGCCUUGAUACUACGUAUUUUCUCUCGUGUUUUGAUCUCAACGAUACGAUAUUUUUGUGAAUAGUUCAUCACAUCUGUCGUUCAAAAACAUAACAUGAAUCAUCCAAUAAUAUCAAUACAUGCAU
This is a messenger RNA of Linum trigynum, 4727 nucleotides long. NCBI's taxonomy places the organism in Eukaryota, Viridiplantae, Streptophyta, Magnoliopsida, Malpighiales, Linaceae. The record is from the annotation of a GenBank genome assembly.